CCCCUUUAUAUAAUCAUCAAAUAAAUCGCAGAGAAAAGAAGAAGAAGAAGAACCCUCACUUCUCUUCUGGGUUUAAACCCCACUUUCUCUCUCUAGAAUCACACUCUCGCAAUCCAAAAUCGGAUGUAGUCGCCGCCUGAUCUCAGCCAAACUCCCCCAAAACAAUCCAAUUGAAGCCAUAAAUUGCUGCAGUUUCGUGUGCAGAAAUGGCGGAAGCGAAGGGGAAGAAGAAGAGGCUGUCGAUAAACCUCUCCUUUCUCGCGCUCUCCGACUCCAGGAAGCGAGCAAACGCGCGCUUCCUCCCGGCGCAUUUCGAGAAUCCGAGCGGCGUCGUCGGGCUCGGCAUUCUCGCCGCCAUGAGAGGCGAUCGCGGCCAGCAGCACGAUCUGUUCCUCAAUAACGGUGCCGCGCUGGCGAUUUCGCCGAAGUCGGCGUCCAAUUCCAUCCACGUGAUCAGCGGUAGUCGGAAGAGGAUCGGGGCGGAGGAGUGUGAGGAGUACACGUGUGUGAUUUCUCACGUGGGGGAGAAUCUCGUGAAGAAGAGGGAGUAUUUCGAGGGGGAUGUUAGUGACGGUGUUGUUGCUGGCGGUUUUGCGGCGGAGAGUGGCGGUGCUGAAGCCUAUGCCGAUUUUCUGAAUUCCUGCGGCAUGUGCGAGAAGAAGCUUCAUGGAUUGGAUGUUUUCAUGUACAGAGGAGAUAAGGCAUUCUGCAGCGCAGAGUGUCGCUGCAAGCAAAUCUCCAUGGACGAACAGAAGGAGAAGUGCCAUUCAGAGGCGAGGCGGGCACGUAUGAAGCACUCGGUUUCACCAUUCUCUGUAGCUGCAGCCUGAGUUGUUGAGAUGCUUGACCGUAUAUAUAAAUAUAUAUAUAUAUAGUAUAUACCGAGUGUAUAAGAAUAAAAGCUCCUCGGAGAUCGUUUGUGUGGGAGAGUGUGGGGUUGGGUUGGGGGGGUAGGGUUCUUUGAAAUUUUGGUUCGUAAACUCUAGGGACGGGACAGUGGGGUAGAGUCGUACGACCAGAGUCCCUAUGUUGAGAAAUGUUGAGAAGGCAAAUAGAAAAUGUUUCAAUAAUUAUAUGUAUCUAUUAUCCACCUGCCCUUAUACUUCUUUGUAUUAAUCAAAAAACAUUGGCCUUCGAGGUUUUGAGUUCA
Salvia hispanica is the source of this 1150-nucleotide messenger RNA. RefSeq names its product FCS-Like Zinc finger 12-like. The record is from RefSeq and is a predicted model, not a curated record. NCBI's taxonomy places the organism in Eukaryota, Viridiplantae, Streptophyta, Magnoliopsida, Lamiales, Lamiaceae.